Dermatophagoides farinae (American house dust mite) is the source of this 1986-nucleotide messenger RNA. RefSeq lists its product as uncharacterized. Gene Ontology annotation, cellular component: cytoplasm; nucleus. Gene Ontology annotation, biological process: proteolysis; protein desumoylation. Gene Ontology annotation, molecular function: SUMO-specific endopeptidase activity. The record is from RefSeq and is a predicted model, not a curated record. Lineage: Eukaryota; Metazoa; Arthropoda; Arachnida; Sarcoptiformes; Pyroglyphidae.
AAAAUUCGUUCUCAUUCUUUUGACCGAAUCUAUUAUUAAUAAAAUUAAAUAAAAAAAUUCGCUUGAUAAUUAAUUAAAUUAACGAAUUUUCUACGCUAUCAUUGUUAUCGAUUUGGAUGUCGAUGUUUUCAUCAUGUCCAAUGGUCUACUUGGAAAUAGAUCAUUUUCAAUGAUCAACAAUGAAAUAGACGAUUCUUCAUUGAGAAAGAUGACAAUAUUUGAAUUAAAAUUGAGAACAAAUCGUAUUUAUAUUGGCGAAACAAAUAAUGAAAUUUCAGAUGUCCAAAUUCUUCCAGAUCGUAUCGUAUUGAACCGCAUACGUCUUAAAACUGGCCCUGGAGAAUACAAUAUUACCUUACCGUAUGUGGAAAUGAAAGCCAUACGUUAUUGUUUUUGUUCGGAUGUUUCAGCCAUCUUUAUUCAACCAAUUUUUGAAUCCUUUUUAAAAUUAUCAGAAUGGACUCGAAAAGCUGGAGCAAACAAUGCACCAAUUCAAUCUUUGAAAAGGUCUGUACCGGAAAAUUUUGUCAUGAUCAACCUUCAAGCUGAUAUUGAUCCUAUACAUCUGAGUGAAUUCCGUACAGCUGCAAAGGAAUGCCAUCGGGACUUGCAGGUGUUUGAAAUUAAUAUUACACACGCUACUAAAUAUCUUAAUCAACCAAAUAAAUUAUUUCAAUCGAAUCAAAUCAGAACAUCAUCAUCUAGCUAUAAUCAUUUCAAACGAAAAAAAGAUGAUAAACUUGAAGAAGUUAUCGAUAUCGAUGAUGAAGAUGAAGAGAAACAUGGCGAUAUCCAAACACAGGACAAAUCUAAAUACAAGAAUAACAUAUUGGAUCAAGCCAUUCUGAAAUAUCCGAACGAUGAGGACUUUAAACCAAUCAUACUAUAUGGCAAUGAUUUAAAAUGUUUACGGGAUGGACAAUAUCUAAACGAUAACAUAAUGAACUUUUAUCUAAAGUAUUAUCAAAUCAAUGGGCAGAUUCCACAGGAAAUAGUUGAUAAGAUUCACAUAUUUGAUGCUCUAUUUGCUACACAUUUAUUGACUGUCAACAAUAAACGUCAAUACAAAUACAUGGAAAAUUCAAAAACUUUUGUAAAUAAUACCAACGAUAUUCUAGAAAAUUCUUACCAUAAAAAGUUGAAAAAAUGGACCAAAGACAUUGAUAUAUUUUCGAAAGAUUUUCUUCUUAUUCCAUUAGUCAUCAAGGGUCAUUGGUUUUUGAUCAUUUUAUGCUACAUUGGUAAUGUGAUUGGUAACGCAAAUAAUUCAGCCAAUACAGCUUCGUCUGUGAUGAGAAUAACACGACAACAAAAUGAUGUGGCAACAAAACGGCCAACAUUUAUUGUGAUGGAUUCUAUUGACUGUAAAAUUAAACGUAAUGAAAUAUUUUCCUAUUUAUUGGGAUUUUUACGACUUGAACUCAAAGAGAAACGUUCACUCGAAUUUUCAUCAAUUGAAUGGUCUAAUUUCCGAAGCAUCUCUGCCAAUGUACCACAACAACAAAAUACAUAUGAUUGUGGCCUCUUUGUAUUGGAAUAUAUUGAACGAUUUUUAAAAGCUCCCGAAGAUAUCUAUAAUAAACUACUACAGGAUAAAUCAUCUCUUCAUGAUUGGUUCGAAUCAGAAACAUUACAUCAUAAACGGGCAAAAAUUCAGCAAAUCAUAUUGAAUAUGUUACCUCCUGAUGAUGCUAAAAAUCUUGAAGAUCAACUAACACGAAUUCAACUUCGUUGUAUGCGAAAUGGAGUAAUAUAAUAAUUGAACAUUUUUAUCAAAAUUGUUGAAAUCAUUUAUUAGGAGGUGUUGUAAUUUUUCUUUGUCAACUUUUUCAAAACGAAAAUCUUAUUUUUUAUUCUUUAUACAUACAAUGAAUUCCUAUAAACAUUUGAACUUUCAUUAUCAAUUUAAAUGAUACAAAACAAACUGGUAUCACAUUACCAAUGUUUAAAUUCUCGACAAAUUAAAAAAAAGAGUAAAAUUUUUAC